Messenger RNA from Petromyzon marinus (sea lamprey), 1243 nucleotides. The record is from RefSeq and is a predicted model, not a curated record. NCBI's taxonomy places the organism in Eukaryota, Metazoa, Chordata, Hyperoartia, Petromyzontiformes, Petromyzontidae.
CCACCACACACACACCACCACCACCACCAUGCUAUCACCAUCCACCACCACCACCACUCUCACCACCACCACCACUCUCACCAACCACCACCACCACCGCCGCCACCACCUCCGAGUGGGCCUGAGAGUGGGCGCCCUGUGCCUCGCCUGGUACUCCGUCAGCUCGGCCGGCAACGUCCUCAACAAAGUGGUGCUCCAGGGAUUCCCGCGUCCGCUGACCGUGUCCCUGUUCCACAUCGCCUCCGUCUGCCUGUACAUGGGGCCCCUCGCGAGAGCCUGGAGGGUCCCCACGGGGCCUCCCAUGCCCCGGGCCACUUUCAGGCGGCUGCUUUUUCCGCUCGCUUUCGGGAAAUUUUUCUCGUCGGUGUCGGCGCACUUCAGCCUGUGGCGAGUGCCGGUGUCGUACGCGCAUACAGUCAAGGCCACGAUGCCCAUCUGGGUGGUGCUGCUCUCUCGCAUCAUCAUGAAGGAGAAACAGACACACAAGGUGUAUUUGUCGCUGGUCCCCAUCAUCGCCGGCGUGCUCCUCGCCACCGCCACUGAGAUAUCCCUGGACUCGUGGGGUCUGGCCAGCGCCCUGAUAGCCACGCUGUGCUUCAGCCUGCAAAACAUCUUCUCAAAGAAGAUGCUGCGGGAUACGGGCAUGCACCACCUGCGGCUGCUUUACCUGCUGGGGCGACUCGCGCUGAUUUUCAUGGUCCCCACGUGGGUCUACUUUGAUGGAGUGGACUUCCUGCGGAUGGAUUUCACGACCAGCGUGAGUGAGUGGUCCUGGCUGCUGCUUCUUCUCACUCUCAGCGGUUUCUGCAACUUUGCCCAGAACCUGGUGGCCUUCAGCGUUCUGAACCUCGUUAGUCCGGUGUCAUACUCAGUGGCCAACGCUACCAAAAGGAUCGUGGUGGUGGCUGUGUCCUUGAUGCUUCUCAGGAACCCCGUCACGGGACUCAACAUCACCGGGAUGAUGAUCGCGAUCCUGGGGGUACUAGCGUACAAUAAGGCCAAGUUGGAUUCUUCCGGCAAUCACAAAUCUCCACUCCUGCCGCUCGUCACAGAUUUGGAUCAUCAUCAUCAUCAUCAGCAGCCUCAGCCUCAGCAGCAUCAUCAUCAGCAGCAUCAGCAGCAUCAUCAGCAGCAUCAGCAGCAGCAAAAGUCCCCAAAGAUUUUUGGAGGGGGUCAUUUUUUGAGCGUCUGAUGGUCACAGGGGCGUGCGGUUAAUAGGGGAAUUAGUAGGGGAGGGAAUUAG